Messenger RNA from Penicillium canescens, 582 nucleotides. Its product is annotated as MFS transporter. Gene Ontology annotation, biological process: transmembrane transport. Gene Ontology annotation, molecular function: transmembrane transporter activity. Bases 1 to 582 code for a protein of 193 amino acids. NCBI's taxonomy places the organism in Eukaryota, Fungi, Ascomycota, Eurotiomycetes, Eurotiales, Aspergillaceae. The record is from RefSeq and is a predicted model, not a curated record. The transcript has 2 exons.
AUGCAAGUCUCCGCCAUCAUCGGCUUCACUCUCGCUACCUUCGGCGGUGGGUACGUCUGCGACUUAAUUACGGCCCGGAUGAUCAAGCGAAACCGCGGUGUAUUUGUACCAGAGCUACGGCUAUGGCAUUCACCUGUGACGGGAGACUACACUGGGCAUUCAUCGCAGUCGGAUUCGGCAUGGGUGAGUUCUUCCACUUCUUUACACCUCUUCUCUCUUUGCCUUACUCCUGUCGACCCUGGCUUUGACGAUGAAUCGGCGGACACCGCCUGGCGUUCAGUGGCUUUUGGCGCCGUAUACGCGCCAAAUGUGACAGUGACCUACCUUGUCGACUGUUAUCCCGCCUUUGCAUCCGAAGUUCUUGUCAUUGUCAACGUGGCGAAGAAUGCCAUUGCCUUUGUCUUCCUCUACGUUGCGGUAGAUUGGGUCCAGUUGAAGGGCUGGAUCCAGGUGUAUAUGAUAAUAUUUAUGGUGGUCAGCCUACCCAUGGUUUUGACAAUUCCAUUGUACUUCUGGGGUGAUAGAGCACGGCAGCUGUUUAUAAGGAUGAGCUCUCGAGAGGCAAAGGCAGCAAUGAUCUAG